Symbiodinium natans is the source of this 1023-nucleotide messenger RNA. Lineage: Eukaryota; Dinophyceae; Suessiales; Symbiodiniaceae. The record is from the annotation of a GenBank genome assembly.
AUGUUCCAUGUGCCCUCCGUGUACGUUCUCGGACAUGCGCUUAGUGUGGAGCUCAUCUUCACAAGCUGCACCUGGUGCGCCAGUGAUGCCUCCACCUAUGGCAUUGUUGGCCCCGUGGCCGAAGGCCUUGUCAACGACUUCGAGACUGAGCAAGGCAUGAGAGUGAUCGAGGCGCUGUUGGAUGCUGGGAAAGGCUACCGUGUGGUGACCUACAAUGGCGUUCGCGAUGGGUCCGUGUGCAACCACCUGGGUAACCUCAUGUCCAUGAAGGCCUUGAAGUGGAAUGGCACCCUGGCCUUCAACGCUGCGGCAACCACCCCUUGGCGACCCCUCGGGUCUUUGGCAGGCUACCAGAGAUCAUCUGGUGCCCUGUCCUACUACACGAUCCUCUACACCGGACACCUGGUGCCCAUGAUCGUCCCAGACACCGCCAGGGCGAUGAUUGAGGAGAUCGUGAACACUGCAUCCGCGCAGGGUGCCAUCGUGGUUAUGGCUAGCCUGCUGAGAGCCGAUGAAGUACAUUCCGACACCCGCACUCUCGUCAAUCCUGGGGCCAAAGCAAAGCUGGGGCAAGAGGACUUCUCGCAGGCACACCAGCGGCUGGAAGACCGCCGCGGCAAGGAGGUGAAGUUCUCCGACCAGCCAGAGGUCCCCGGCCCAAAAGAGGACAUCGUCCUCCGGCUUUGGCGGCGGCUUCCUGAGACGCCGCUACCGAACCUCUACUGGGUGGGCGGAAUCUUCACCGCGAUUUGGGGGUACCGCAUGUGGGGCGCCUUCACCCGGCUGAUGAUCAUCAGGUAUGCGGAUGUCAACUACCAGCUGCGCCGACCCGAUGUUUUGGCCAACAAGGUGGUGGCCUUGCGCUACCUCGUGCUGCCAUUGCUCGUCGUGCCCGGUGUUGCCAUGGGCAUCGGUGGGCUAGCCAUCCUCCUGAGCGACGGGGCGGCCGAGGACUCACGGAAUCCGUUGGCCCGACUUCUGCAGGGGCAGGCCUUCUUCCGUCUUGAAGGGUCUGGGGACUAG